Molecule: messenger RNA, 1575 nt
Organism: Melanotaenia boesemani (Boeseman's rainbowfish)
Lineage: Eukaryota; Metazoa; Chordata; Actinopteri; Atheriniformes; Melanotaeniidae
Product: tropomyosin alpha-3 chain-like
Exons: 9
Coding region: 312-1061 (249 amino acids)
Biological process (GO): actin filament organization; muscle contraction
Cellular component (GO): actin filament
Molecular function (GO): actin filament binding
Source: RefSeq, a predicted model, not a curated record
AACUUUAUCCGGAAGUGGGUUGAGUUCUGACUGGGGAGUUGGCUGGAUGAGGAAGCGGAGGAGAGCAGAACCUGAAUCCAGAACCGAGAGGGUCCAGCGCAUGAUCGGAACCAGAACAUCGUGACACGGACACCGGAAUACGCACACACCGGCUCGAACCGUCGCGCAGCCGUACUUUGUCUAACUUGCCUCCGGCCAGUGUGAGACUCUGCUCCGUUCGCUGCUAACAGCUAAACGGGAAGUAAAGCCGUCAGGUGAAGCUCGAGCCCAGGUGUGAUUUCUACUGAGUACUCAGACAGGAGAAGAAGAAGAUGAGCGGAGGCGUGAACAGCAUCGAGGCCGUGAAGAAGAAGAUCAAGGUGCUGCAGGAGCAGGCGGACGAGGCUGAGGAGCGUGCCGAGAGGCUGCAGAGGGAGGUGGAGAAGGAGAAGAGGAGCAGAGAGGAGGCGGAGGGAGAGGUGACGUCUCUGGGCCGACGUCUGCAGCUCAGUGAGGAGAACCUGGACCGGGUUCAGGAGAGACUCAGCACCGCCCUACGCAAGCUGGAUGAGGUGGAGAAGGCUGCAGAUGAGAGCGAGAGAGGGAUGAAGGUGAUAGAGAACAGGGCUCUGAAGGAUGAGGAGAAGAUGGAGCUGCUGGAGGUCCAGUUGAGGGAGGCCAAGCUGAUCGCUGAGGAGGCCGAUCGCAAAUAUGAGGAGGUGGCUCGUAAACUGGUGAUGGUGGAAGGAGAGCUUGAACGAGCUGAAGACCGGGCGGAGCAGGCUGAAAGUAAAAGUCGAGUGAUGGAGGAGGAGCUGAAAACUGUCUUCGCUAGUGCAAAGUCCCUGGAGGCCCAGGCCGAUAAGUACUCCCAGAAGGAGGACCGGUAUGAGGAAGAGAUCAAAAACCUGAGCAGCAAACUUAAGGAGGCGGAGACCAGAGCUGAGUUUGCCGAGCGUACUGUGGCCAAACUGGAGAAAACUAUUGACGGCCUGGAAGAUUCUCUAACUGCAGCCAGAAACGCCAACAUGGAGCUGCAGGCGACUCUGAACCAGACCAUGGAGGAGCUCAACUCCUGCUGAACCUCCUCACCUCACUCCCUUCUGGAGGCUGAGAGGAGGCCCUACUCCCUGGCUCCUGAUGGGUGGAGGUCAGGAGACAUUCCUCCUCCUGCCAUACAUUCCUUCUCUAAACUUUGUCAUAUUUAGUGUUGCUUUACCCUCCUCCUCCUGUUAACCAUGACUAACGACCGUCCACACGUUAACAACUAACCACUAAUCAGCAUUUAACAGCUUGGUAAUUGUUGGUAUACUUUAAGUGAACGUUCUGUUAGCCAAUGAUGUUUCACUUUUCCUUGUGGGGGGGGCGGGUGACCAGCCAAUCAAAUGGAGGCGUUCCACUGCCAAAUAUGGUAAACCAGGGGCCAAUCAGAAGUCUCGCUUUUAUUUUUUCUUUCCCUGCCACAGGUGACCUUUGACCCAAUGAUAUAAUUACGUUUAGAAAUGUUUUUACCUGCUGAUGUCAUCAUUGUGCUGAUGAUGUCAUUGCUCAAUAUGACAAAAUGAGGAUUUUAUGAAAUAAAGCCUGGUGUGUUGA